UAGGCUUCCUCAUUGGUUUGGGAGUUGGGAAUGGCGGUGGCUUCUGUUGGUCCCGGGGUGCCUCCCCCUGCAGCUGGGCCGGGAGCAGGACCGGGCCCAGCCGAGGGGGCGGACGUGCUCUUCGUGGCAUUAAGCGCCGGUUUCACGUCCCUGAGCCAUCCGCUGCUUUAUGUGAAGCUCCUGGUGCAGGUCGGGCACGAACCUCUGCCUCCAACCCUUGGGAGAAACUUGUUGGGGAGAAAAGUAUUAUACCUUCCUGGCUUUUUUACAUAUGCCAGACACAUUGUGAAAGUGGAUGGGAAAAAAGGCUUGUUCCGUGGCCUUAUACCUCGAAUCAUCUCUAGCUCUUUAUCAACUGUAACUCGAGGGCGAGUGAAGAAGGCCUUUCCUUUGGAGGAUAUGGAGCAUGUUUCGAACAAGGAUGAUGUGAAAACUUCCCUCAGGAAAGUGGUGAAAGAGACCUCCCAUGAGAUGAUGAUGCAGUGUGUGUCCCGGGUUAUCUCCCAUCCGCUGCAUGUAAUCUCUAUGCGUUGUAUGGUCCAGUUUAUAGGACGGGAAGUUAAAUAUGGGGGUGUAUUGCGCUCCAUUGAGACCAUUUUGAAAGAAGAAGGGUUCUGGGGAUUCUUCGUAGGUUUAAUUCCACAUAUUCUAGGUGAUGUUGUUUUCCUAUGGUGCUGCAACCUUCUGGCUCACUUCAUUAACACCUACGCAGUGGAUGACAACUUCAACCAAGCCUCUGUGAUCCGGAGUUACACCAAGUUUGUGAUGGGGAUUGCCGUGAGCAUGCUGACAUACCCUUUUCUUCUUGUGGGAGAUCUCAUGGCAGUGAACAACUGUGGGUUACGUGCUGGCCUCCCUCCAUACACUCCUGUGUUUUCCUCUUGGAUUCACUGUUGGAGACAUCUCAGUGCUCAGGGGCAGCUGUUCAGAGGCUCCAGCUUGCUCUUCCGUAGAGCAUCCCCAUCAGCAACUUUCCUUUUUGAUUAAUCUCGUCAGCAGUAGGGGAGGCAAACAAAGUGUUGUAGAAGAAACACUAUAAGCUUGCUUGAACAUUUUUUAAUUUUUGAAGUUAAAGUUGAAGAGCAAGACUGUCUCCCCAGCAUAUUGGAUUGGCUUUCCAACUGCACUGGGGUUACGAUAUGACUAAGAUUUUGUCAGUCAGAGGAAAGGGGCAGCUUUUUAGUGCUGGAUCUUAACCUUCAACCUGGGUAGUGGAGGUGCAAGUUGGGGAGGCAACAGACAAGGCUGUGCAACUAACAGCCAGGUCUCAGGAGCAAGGAGCAGUUGUCUCAGGGAGACAAGGGCAUAGUUGUCCAGGUCCUGCUCUGUAUCAUAGAUUAUGUAUGUUGCUACUGUAGGAGGAAAUUUGACAGGUAUGUGAACUGUACUGAUACAGCAUUUCUAAUACAUAGGGGGAAGUAUUUGGAAUAUGUUGUCUCAGCUUUUUAAUGCUCAUAUUAAAUGUGCUUUUCAUCAGUUAAAUUAACUAAAGAUCCAGCAAUGGAUGAUCAGUGAUGGAUUCUGAAGUACAUUA
Molecule: messenger RNA, 1534 nt
Organism: Gekko japonicus
Lineage: Eukaryota; Metazoa; Chordata; Lepidosauria; Squamata; Gekkonidae
Gene: MTCH1
Product: mitochondrial carrier 1
Exons: 12
Coding region: 31-987 (318 amino acids)
Biological process (GO): positive regulation of apoptotic process
Cellular component (GO): membrane; mitochondrion
Source: RefSeq, a predicted model, not a curated record